UAUUACAAAAAUCACAAACAAAGAGACAAUAACAUAGUCAACAUGUUCAUCAAAUCAUCUCCAAAAUGUUUCACAUCUCUCUCUAGUACUAUACAAAUUUCAUAGGUUGUCCAAAUUUCUUAACCUUAUCCUAUCCCCAAGAAUGAUUCUUCUUCUGGAAGUAAUAAUGCUUUACCCCUUACACUCUACCUUUGGCUGUGUCUUGUUCUUCACUUAUGGUUUCUCAUGCAAAAUUCUUAUUGAUUUCAAGUAAUCACUUUUUCAACUUUUCAAAAGAAUCCAAAUCUUAAUCACGUUUCCCCCUCCACUUUCAAACCUUUUUCCAACCGUUCAUCAUUGAUUGCACACUUUUCUCCAUAAUAAUCCCAAAAAAUCAAGACCUUUUUUGUUACUAUCUUCAAGUUCAACAACUAAAGUGAAUCUUGUGAACUGUCUCUAUCUUCAUGCAUGAAUAAGAGGAGCUUCUACUUAUUCACGAGGAAAAUCACUAAGAAGUGUGUGACUCAUACUACCAAACUUUAGCAUCUUCAACUAUACAAAUACAAAUUAACACCCCUUCAAAAAAACACGAUCAUUCUCAUCCUCUCACACACACUACCAAAAAAAUUCACAACAUGAAAAAACUCAUUUUCAUUCUUCUCUUUUCACUAGUAUGUUCAAAUGGAACCACCUUUUCACUCUCAAGAGACUAUGAAAUUCUUCUUCAUGUAAAGAACACACAAAUUGAUGACAAAAACAAAAGUCUCAAUGAUUGGCUUCCAAACACAGAUCAUAAUCCUUGUAACUGGAGAGGCAUAACCUGCGAUUCGCGGAAUAAAUCCGUUGUAUCAAUCGACCUCACAGAAACCGGUAUUUAUGGUGAUUUUCCAUCUAAUUUCUGUCAUAUUCCAACACUCCAAAAUCUUUCACUUGCUACGAAUUUUCUUGGUAAUGCUAUUUCCUCACAUUCCAUGCUACCCUGCUCCCACCUUCAUUUCUUGAACAUCUCCGACAACUUAUUCGUUGGAGCCUUACCAGAUUUCAACUCAGAAAUCUUUGAACUAAGAGUACUUGACGCCACAGGAAACAACUUCUCCGGUGACAUUCCAGCGAGUUUUGGCCGAUUACCAAAACUGAAUGUGCUCAAUUUGUCUAAUAACCUUUUCACAGGUGACAUUCCAGUGAGUUUAGGCCAGUUUCCACAACUGAAGGUUCUCAUUUUAUCUGGAAACCUUUUCACCGGAACGAUUCCUUCGUUCUUAGGUAAUCUCAGUGAAUUAACUUAUUUUGAACUUGCUCAUACAGAAUCAAUGAAACCAGGUCCUUUACCUUCUGAACUAGGAAAUCUUACAAAGCUAGAAUUUCUCUACCUUGCAAAUAUUAACCUCAUAGGUAGCAUACCAGAUUCUAUUGGGAACCUUAUUUCCAUCAAAAACUUCGAUUUGUCACAGAAUUCUUUGUCUGGUAAAAUCCCAGAAACCAUUUCUUGUAUGAAAGAUUUGGAACAGAUUGAACUAUAUAAUAACAAUCUUUCAGGUGAAAUUCCACAAGGUUUAACAAACCUUCCAAAUUUGUUUCUCUUAGACCUUUCUCAGAACGCUCUCACCGGGAAAUUGUCUGAAGAAAUUGCUGCAAUGAAUCUUUCUAUACUUCACUUGAACGACAAUUUUCUCAGUGGAGAAGUUCCAGAAAGUUUAGCUUCAAAUUCAAACUUAAAGGAUCUGAAGCUUUUCAACAAUAGUUUUUCUGGAAAACUUCCAAAGGAUCUUGGAAAAAACUCUUCCAUUCAAGAACUUGAUGUUUCAACCAAUAACUUCAUUGGAGAGUUACCAAAGUUUCUCUGUCAAAAGAAAAAACUUCAAAGACUCGUCACAUUCAAAAAUCGAUUUUCUGGGCCUAUGCCUAAUGAGUAUGGCGAGUGUGAUUCUCUUCAUUAUGUAAGAAUCGAGAACAAUGAAUUCUCCGGCUCAGUUCCACCGAGGUUUUGGAACCUUCCGAAGCUUAAUACAGUGAUAAUGGAUCACAACAAGUUCGAAGGUUCAGUUUCUAGUUCAAUCUCAAGAGCAAAGGGAAUCGAGAAACUGGUUUUAGCCGGUAACAGGUUUUCCGGUGAGUUUCCGGCAGGAGUCUGUGAACAUGUUGAGCUAGUGCUAAUUGACAUUGGAAAUAACCGGUUUACUGGUGAGGUCCCUACCUGCAUAACCGGUUUGAAAAAGUUGCAGAAGCUUAAAAUGCAAGAAAACAUGUUCACUGGAAAAAUUCCCGGUAAUGUUACUUCAUGGACUGAAUUAACGGAGUUAAACUUGUCGCAUAACCUGUUAUCCAGUUCAAUUCCACCGGAACUUGGUAAAUUACCUGACUUAAUUUACCUUGAUCUCUCCGUUAAUUCUUUAACGGGGAAGAUUCCGGUGGAGUUAACAAACUUAAAGUUGAAUCAGUUCGAUGUUUCUGAUAACAAAUUAUCCGGUGAGGUUCCUUCCGGUUUUAACCACGAAGUUUAUUUGUCAGGUCUAAUGGGAAAUCCAGGUUUAUGUAGCAAUGUUAUGAAAACCUUAAAUCCUUGUUCAAAACACAGACGGUUUUCUGUUGUGGCAAUAGUUGUUUUAUCUGCUAUUCUUGUGUUGAUUUUUCUGUCUGUUUUGUGGUUCUUGAAGAAAAAGUCGAAAUCUUUUGUUGGAAAAUCCAAACGGGCUUUUAUGACAACAGCUUUUCAGAGAGUUGGGUUCAAUGAGGAAGAUAUAGUACCUUUUUUAACCAAUGAGAAUUUGAUUGGAAGAGGUGGGUCAGGUCAGGUUUAUAAGGUGAAGGUGAAAACAGGUCAAAUAGUUGCAGUGAAAAAGCUUUGGGGUGGUGGAACACAUAAACCUGAUACAGAAUCUGAGUUUAAGUCAGAGAUUGAAACAUUGGGUAGAAUUAGACAUGCUAAUAUAGUGAAACUGUUGUUUUGUUGUAGUUGUGAUGAUUUCAGAAUAUUGGUGUAUGAGUUUAUGGAAAAUGGGAGUUUAGGUGAUGUUUUGCAUGAGGGGAAGUUUGUGGAGUUGGAUUGGUCUAAGAGAUUUGGAAUUGCUUUAGGUGCUGCUAAAGGGUUGGCUUAUUUACACCAUGAUUGUGUUCCUGCUAUUGUUCAUAGGGAUGUGAAGAGUAAUAACAUAUUGCUUGAUCAUGAUUUUGUUCCUCGUGUUGCUGAUUUUGGACUUGCUAAGACAUUGCAGCAUGAGGGAAAUGAAGGUGCUAUGUCUAGAGUUGCUGGUUCAUAUGGUUACAUUGCUCCUGAAUAUGGUUAUACACUGAAAGUGACUGAGAAGAGUGAUGUGUAUAGUUAUGGUGUGGUGUUGAUGGAAUUGAUCACUGGGAAGAGACCAAAUGAUUCUUGCUUUGGUGAGAACAAAGAUAUUGUGAAGUGGGUCACUGAGAUUGCUUUAUCAACAACUCAUGAAGGAGGAGGAAGUGGCAACAUUGGAAGAGGCUACGAUUGUGUUAUAACACAGAUUGUGGACCCAAGAUUGAACUUAGACACUUGUGAUUACGAAGAGGUUGAGAAGGUGUUAAAUGUGGCUCUACUUUGUACCUCAGCAUUUCCAAUUAGUAGGCCCUCAAUGAGAAAAGUGGUUGAAUUGCUCAAGGACCAGAAAUGGGCUCUCCCCAAGCCAUGAAUUUUCGUUGGACUUUUCAAGAUCUCUAGGCAUCUAUGAAAGCAACUGAUGUCUUUGUAUGCUGGAAAAUUUUCAAAUUUUGAAGAGGAAAGUUUUCAAUAGAUAUUUAUUAAGGAUUUAAUAGCUAUUGUGAGAGAUUGUUUACUCACUCAGUGUAUCUAAAUCUUCUUGUAUAGAUGAUGGUGCAUGUGAAUCUUGUCUUGGUCAAAGUUAAAAAGGUGUGAACAAAAAAGUUUUCACCCAUAUGAGUAAAAGAUGUUUAAAUCGGUUGCCUUUGAAAAAUGGUUACUAGGCUUGGACACCCAAACCACAAAGAUAUGAUCUUUCUCAAGUGUCUGAUCAACUUAUCUUGCAUGAUAUUAGAACUAGGAACACUAAAUUGAUGAAUGACAUUUUUAUGCUACUUGCAAUUGAUGCCAUGCAGAUUCUAA
Molecule: messenger RNA, 4063 nt
Organism: Medicago truncatula (barrel medic)
Lineage: Eukaryota; Viridiplantae; Streptophyta; Magnoliopsida; Fabales; Fabaceae
Product: LRR receptor-like serine/threonine-protein kinase HSL2
Exons: 2
Coding region: 615-3632 (1005 amino acids)
Biological process (GO): protein phosphorylation
Molecular function (GO): ATP binding; protein kinase activity; receptor serine/threonine kinase binding
Source: RefSeq, a predicted model, not a curated record